CUCGGUCAUGAGUGUCCCGGGGCAGCCGGUUUGCGCGCAGCUUCCAGAAUAUACACAAGAUGCGAAAACCAAUCCGCCUGCCGAGAUGACCAUGGGUCCGGCUCCCGGGAUGACCAUGGCUCCCGGGAUGACCAUGGGUCCGGCUCCCGGGAUGACCAUGGCUCCCGCUCCCGCGAUGACCAUGGCUCCCGGGAUGACCAUGGGUCCGGCUCCCGGGAUGACCAUGGGUCCGGCUCCCGGGAUGACCAUGGGUCCGGCUCCCGCGAUGACCAUGGGUCCAGCUCCCGCGAUGACCAUGGGCUCCGGGAUGGCGGUGGGACCCGUUUCCGGGAUGAUAAUGGCUCAGGCUCCCGGGGUGACCAUCGCCGCGGCCCCCAAUGUUUCUGUGCAACGGGCACAGAGCCACGACUUUCUGGUGUGGUCCAUCUUCAACGUGAUUCACAUGAACAUAUUCUGCCUCGGCUUUAUCGCGGUGGCUUUUUCUGUGAAGGCCAGAGACCGGAAACUUGUUGGUGAUCUGGAUGGAGUCAGACACUACGGCAACACAGCUAAAUACCUCAACAUUGCAGCAACUGUUCUCUGUCUCCUUGUCUACCUAAUUCUGAUUAUAUUAGCAUGUCUGGGUGUUUUUACCACGAGUUAUUAUUAUGGGUAAAAAGCAGCCUGUGGGGUCUGGGAGAGGAGGUGUCAUCAUAUCAUAAUAGUUUCUGAACUGCUUCAAAACUUUAAGACCUGGACUGUUAUCCUGUCUUGUGUUAAUGCCAAGCUAGUUCAAAAGGAUG
Pristis pectinata (smalltooth sawfish) is the source of this 782-nucleotide messenger RNA. Its product is annotated as tetra-peptide repeat homeobox protein 1-like. Lineage: Eukaryota; Metazoa; Chordata; Chondrichthyes; Rhinopristiformes; Pristidae. The record is from RefSeq and is a predicted model, not a curated record. Gene Ontology annotation, cellular component: plasma membrane. The transcript is spliced from 2 exons. Bases 8 to 655 code for a protein of 215 amino acids.